Messenger RNA from Salvia splendens (bonfire salvia), 2646 nucleotides. RefSeq names its product putative pentatricopeptide repeat-containing protein At1g53330. The transcript is spliced from 2 exons. Gene Ontology annotation, molecular function: protein binding. The record is from RefSeq and is a predicted model, not a curated record. The coding region runs from base 8 to 1414 and encodes 468 amino acids. Lineage: Eukaryota; Viridiplantae; Streptophyta; Magnoliopsida; Lamiales; Lamiaceae.
GUAAGAAAUGCAGAGAGUGAAGAAGAAGCUAAUGGUGUCACCAUUCACUCUCUCCUCACUCCUCCGCCGCGAAAAAGACCCAAAGCUAGCUCUUCAACUCUUCCUCAACCCUAACCCGCAUCACCCAAUUGCCAAACCAUUUCGUCACUCUCUCCUCUCCUACGAUCUCAUCAUCUCCAAACUCGGCAGAGCCAAAAUGUUCUCCGAAAUGGAAAUUGUCAUGGAGAACUUGAAGAAAGACACCCGCAUUAAUCCGGAAGAAGUCAUUUUCUGCAACAUCAUGACGUUCUACGCCCGAGCGCGCUUGCCCAGUAAGGCCCUCCACCUGUUCGACGAAAUUCCCUCUUAUCGAUGCCGAAUGACUGUGAAGUCAGUGAACACGUUGCUGAACGGCCUCCUUAUUUGUCACGAAUUCGAUAAGAUGAUGGAGGUUUAUGCCCGGAUUGAGGAUUACGGGAGCCCUGAUGCUUGUACGUACAACAUUCUGAUAAACGCAUUUUGUGUGAUUGUCGAUUUGGUGAGCGCACGGAAGGUGUUUGAUGGAAUGCUGAGGAGAGGGGUUGAGCCUAAUGUGGUGACAUUUGGGACUUUGAUUAACGGGCUUUGCGCGAAUUCGGAACUGGAUGCGGCUUUCAGGUUAAAGAGAAGGAUGGAGAGGGAUUUUAAAAUAAGACCUAAUGCACAUAUCUAUAUAGCUUUGAUGAAGGGGCUUUGUAGGGUAUCUCGAUUGGAUGAGGCUAUUAGGUUGAAGGGUGAGAUGUUGAGAAAGAAGGUGGAAUUGGUUCCUGCGGUUUAUUCUACAUUGAUCAGUGCGUCUUUCAAGGCUAAUAGAAAGGGGGAGGUUUCUGGAUUGUUGGAGGAGAUGAGGGAAAACGGGUGUAAGCCUGAUACAGUAACUUACAAUGCGAUGAUUCAUGGAUAUUGUAAGGAGAAUGAGUUUGGGUUGGCUUUUGGGGCUUUAAGUGAGAUGGAGAAAGACGGCUGCAAGCCGGAUGUCAUUAGCUUUAAUGUGAUUAUUGGUGGGCUGUGUAGGGAGAGGAAAGUGGCUGAAGCCUAUGAUUUGUUGGAAGAUAUGCCACGGUGGGGAUGUGCCCCGGAUGUGGUAGCUUACAGGACAGUUUUUUAUGGUUUUUGUGAUGUAAAGCAGUUCAAAGAAGCAGCAAGCAUUUUGGAUGAGAUGAGUUUUAUGGGAUAUGCUCAUCAUACAUCUAGUGUAAGCAAAUGCGUGGAUGCAUUGUUGAUAGAGGACAAUAAAGGGUUACUAUUAGCAUACGUGUUUAUGAUGGUGAAGAGAAACUCCCUUGAUAGAUAUAUAUGGAGACUUGUGACUUGUUUGCUCUCUAAAGACAGCAGUUUAGAUGUUCAAGAACUGUUUGAGGGGCUGAUAAAUAGUCAUUCUCUUCCAAUGGGCUAGAGAUGCUUCGUGGCUGGUUUUUUCUCGUGCACUAAAGAAAUGUCCUGGAGUUCCGCAAAAAUUGGUUGGGAUGCACACGUAUUAUCUUGGUUACUGUGGCUUGAAUGGUGAGUGCUUCUAAAUGAAAUGGUUAUUCAGUACUGUAAUCCAUAGGAAUGUCACUUGCACAUUGAAAGUUCUGAACAUGAAGUUAGCCUAAGGAGUUAUAGAUAUUGAUAUCACGAGUAAUAUUUCGCUUUUUGACUAUUACUAUCUUGAUUUACUUGGAUACCCAUUUGUUACUUGUUCUUAAUAACAACCUCCUGGCUACUAGGAUCACCUCUGGAGCUUCCAAUUGGCAUGGGGGUAAUGUUCUUACACUGAAUAUGUUUCACUAGCAUCUGUUCAAACAUAAUUCUGUUAUGCUGCCAUAUCAGAAAUAUUUGGAACAAUAUAUAUCAAAUCUCUUGUAUAGUAUUAACAGUGAAACUAUUAACCAAAAAUCAUUACGGACUCCAGUGACACUUGACCAAGUGAUGCUGUUGCCCCUAAAUCAUGUAGUGUAGAAUGUACUGAAUAGUGGCUUGAGCAAUCUUUUAUUGUUCUCUUGUCCAUAAUUUUUCUGGCAGAACAGGGAUUACGAAGCAAAAUUGAGAUUCACAUGAAUCAAGAUGGAGCUUCUCUGGGACAUUUAAAUGAAACAACUGUUAUAUUUUGAUUUUACUUGAAACGUCGGGCUUCGGAUUUAACAUCCUGUUAUUGGCAUUCAGUACUGGCAUUCGCUUUGGGGCCUAUUGUUCUCAUCCAGAAUGACUGACUUACAAGUGGAUGGUUUGUACCUCAGCUAAAGUUGACAAGCAACACAAAGACACAGAAAAUAUACCCUUGGUAUGGCCACACCCUUGGACGAUGACACGUCUGCUGAAGGCAUUCCACCUAUUCAUACUCCGUCAUUUGAAUAAUGGAUUCCAACCAAAUUUCUGUAUUCAAAGUUUUGGGGUUGGUUGGAAGCUCUUUCCUCGUUUACCAAUUAUGCUUUUCUUUUCAAUUGUUGUCCUUGUCUUGUUCUGCCUACCUUAACUUCUGCUUGCAUGCAGAAACAGACAAUUCAUUUUGCUUACUAAACUUCCUUUGGAAAUUAACUGAGUUUGUGUGUUGAUUUAUUAAGUUAGGAGGAAAGUUGGAAGUGGGACAUUUGGAGGGUGGUCUUGCACUAAGAUUGGCACUUAGAAAUUUGAGUUUUUUUGUUGGUA